CACCCACCCACCGCCACCACCAACACCGCCUCUUCUUUAUUGAUCAAAGUUGUUCAGAAGGCCAACAAUCUUUAUGGAUCCAUUUUCUACCACCAUUCUGACCCUUCUCGUGCUCUCCAUUAGUAGAGGUGUUUCAGGAGCUAAAUUUACCUUCACAAACAAGUGUGACUACACAGUGUGGCCUGGAAUUCUAGGAACCCCAAGCUUAGACAGCACAGGCUUUGAGCUAACCAAGGGUAGUACCCGAUCCUUCCAAGCUCCAACCGGAUGGUCUGGCCGGUUCUGGGGCCGAACCGGGUGUAACUUCGACGGCUCCGGUCAGGGAUCAUGCUCCACCGCCGACUGUGGCUCAGGCCAAAUCGAGUGCAAUGGCGCCGGAGCCACCCCUCCGGCGACCCUGGCAGAGUUCACCCUCGGGUCGGGUUCUCAGGACUUCUACGACGUCAGCCUCGUCGACGGGUACAAUUUGCCCAUGGUCGUUGAAGUGAGUGGCGGGUCGGGUAAGUGUGCAUCCACGGGUUGUAUUGAAGACUUGAACCGAAAAUGCCCAUCGGAGCUGAAGGUUGAGGGUGGCGGGGCUUGUAGAAGCGCGUGCGAAGCUUUUCGGACGCCGGAGUACUGUUGUAAAGGCGACUUCAAUUCACCGGCGGCUUGUGCGCCGUCGGUGUACUCGCAAAUAUUCAAGUCGGCGUGUCCGAAAUCGUAUAGCUACGCGUACGAUGAUACCACGAGUACCUUUACGUGUACGAAUGCUGAUUACACCGUUAUAUUUUGUCCGUCACCCUCGAGUUCAAAAGCUUCAUCAAAAUCAACGGGUACAGCUGAUGGGUCAGGGUCGGUGGAGGAGGCUAUUUUGGCUAAUGGGUCAUGGAUGGCAAAUUUGGCCACAGGGGACUCAACUAGAAGACAUCCUUUGGAUGGUGUUCAAUUUUUUGCAGCCAUUGUUGCUGCUGUAUCUCUCACACUAUCAUUUAUGCAAUUGUAAUCUCCAUUGUUUCCCUAUCUUCCAUUGACAGUGCAUGAUCCAAUAUCAGAGAGAGAGAUGAGACGUAGAAUCAAAGAUCUGACAGAACAUGAGAUACUGGGUGGGCGUCAUUCGGGUUAGGGAAGUUGACAAAAACCAUACUGUAAGCCACCCACUUGCCAGUUCUCCAUAUAUUGGUGAUUAAUUACAUAAUAAAUGUGAAUAUAC
Messenger RNA from Ilex paraguariensis (yerba mate), 1192 nucleotides. The record is from the annotation of a GenBank genome assembly. NCBI's taxonomy places the organism in Eukaryota, Viridiplantae, Streptophyta, Magnoliopsida, Aquifoliales, Aquifoliaceae.